Rubroshorea leprosula is the source of this 3150-nucleotide messenger RNA. The record is from the annotation of a GenBank genome assembly. Lineage: Eukaryota; Viridiplantae; Streptophyta; Magnoliopsida; Malvales; Dipterocarpaceae.
CACCCUUAUUUUGAUUCCAAACCACUCCUCUCUUACCCUCUCUUCUGCAAACUCUCCACAAAGUCACGAAACGAAACACGACGCCUUCUCCUUCCUCCCGACAACCAACCUCCGACGAUCUUCAUGGUACCACAAACCGAUUUCGCUGGAAUCUGAUCAAAACCCUCUCAACAGUUUCCCCCCCACACAAAUCCUCCAUUUCUCCCUUCCCUCCCUCUGCAAAAUUCAGAGAAUUCGAAUUGCUUCACUGUCUCUUAGUACAAUUGUUUUCCUUAUUUCAGGUACUUUUUGCAUGCAAUUAUUUAAUCAGAAAUAUAUGUUUUCUUUACUGAGGGGCUGAGGGAUUUGUUUAACAGUGUUUUAUGGGAGAUUAGAGGUGAAGUGAUAAAUUGGUGUUGGGGGGGUGGUGGAGUUAAGUGUAUGGUGGAGAUUAAGUGGAUCUGAGUAUUAUGGAUGUGACAAUGGAUUCGGGUGCCACCACGAGCAAUGUGUUUUUAGGGCCUAGGCAGGAUAUGGAGUUUGAAUCACAUGAAGAUGCAUACUCAUUUUACAAAGAAUAUGCCAAGUCUGUUGGGUUUGGUACUGCUAAAUUGAGCAGUCGUCGGUCUAGGGCAUCCAAGGAAUUUAUUGAUGCAAAGUUUUCUUGCAUACGGUAUGGAAACAAGCAACAAUCUGAUGAUGCCAUUAAUCCACGGCCUUCUCCGAAAAUUGGUUGCAAAGCAAGUUUGCAUGUGAAGAGAAGGCAACAUGGGAAAUGGUAUGUGCAUAGUUUCGUAAAGGAGCAUAAUCAUGAGUUAUUGCCAGACCAGGCACAUUUUUUUCGGAGCCACAGGAAUGCUGAUCCACUUAAGAAUGAUGCUCGAGUGAGAAGGCGGAAGAACCUUACUGCAGUUUCUAAACAAUUCAGUGCUUAUCAAAAUGUUGAAGGUUUGGAAGGUUUUCUGAGAAGUCAGCAUGAUAAGGGGCGGAGUUUGGUUUUGGAAAUGGGAGAUGCUCAAAUACUGCUUGAACUUUUCAUGCUUAUGCAGGAAGAGAACCCAAAAUUCUUCUAUGCAGUUGAUUUGAAUGAAGAGCAUCGAUUGAGAAAUGUGUUUUGGGUUGAUGCCAAAGGCAUGGAAGAUUUUAAUAGUUUUGGUGAUGUGGUGUUUUUUGACACUUCAUAUUUCACAAACAAGUAUAAGAUACCAUUGGUUCUUUUUAUUGGAGUCAACCAUCAUAUUCAACCCACACUGCUUGGUUGUGGGUUAAUUGCAGAUGAAACAGUUUAUACUUUUGUUUGGCUUAUGCAAACAUGGUUUAUGGCGAUGGGAGAGCGAUCUCCAAGAGUGAUACUCACAGAUCAAAACAAUGCCAUAAAAGCAGCUGUGGCAAAUGUCUUUCCUGGCACACGUCAUUGCUUCGGUUUGUGGUGUGUAAUGGAAAAAAUCCCCAGGCAUCUUGAGUAUCUGAAUGUCUGGCCUGCUACCUUCAUGGAGAAAUUUGAAAAAUGUAUUUGCAGGUCAUGGACUGAGGAACAGUUUGAGAAAAGGUGGUGGAAAUUGGUUGAUGAGUUUCAUCUUAGAGAGAUACAAUGGGUUCAGUCUUUAUAUGAAGAUCGCAAAUACUGGGUACCUACAUUCAUGAGAGAUGUAUCAUUUGCUGGGUUGUCUACAGUUUCACGGUCAGAGAGUUUGAAUGCUUCAUUUGAUAAAUAUGUGAACCAGGAAACAUCAUUGAGGGAGUUUGUGGAAAAAUACAAGGUAAUUCUUGAGGACAGGUAUGAAGAGGAAGCCAAAGCCAAUUUUGAUGCAUGGCAUGAAACUCCCGAGUUGAAGUCUCCGUCACCUUUUGAAAAACAAAUAUCACUUAUCUACACCCAUGAAAUCUUCAAGAAAUUUCAAGUCGAGGUUUUGGGAGCAGCAGCUUGUCAUCUUAAGAAAGAAAAUGAAGACGAAGCAACAACAACGUAUAGUGUGAAGGACUUUGAAGACAAUCAGAAUUAUAUGGUGGAAUGGAAUGAAUUAAAGUCAGAUAUAUACUGUUCAUGCUGUAGCUUUGAAUAUAAAGGUUAUCUGUGCAGGCAUGCUAUUGUUGUGUUUCAGAUGUCUGGGGUCUUUAGCAUCCCGUCUAAAUAUAUAUUGAAAAGGUGGACCAAUGCUGCUACCAGCAAGCAUCCAAUCAGUGAGAGAUUGGAUGACUUGCAAUCUAAGGUGCGCCGUUAUAAUGAUUUGUGUAGACGUGCCAUAAUACUGGGUGAAGAAGGUUCACUUUCUCAGGAGAGUUAUAAUGUUGCACUAUCUGCCAUAAAAGACGCUCUAAAACAAUGUGCCAAUGUGCAUAGUUUCUCGGAGAAUGGUGCCAGACCCAAUACUUCAUUGAUGAGUGCAAUUUGUGGUGCUGAGGAGCAGAACCAAUGCAGUCCAAGAAUGACUCGUUUAAACAAUGCUCCCCCAAGAGCUGAGACUAGUGGAAAGAGGGAAGCUCAAGGAAGUAGUGCAAGCAGAAAAGGAAAGCAGGUACCUCAGACUGGAGCUGUAAAUGUAAAUGUUGGGACUCAAGAGGGCUUUCACCAAAUGCAGGAGCUAUCAGAUAUGAGACCACAGCCUAUACAUAAUGUUGUACCAUCACAGUUUCAUAAUAUGAUGCCAACCAUGUUUAACAAUGUAACAUCAACCCAUUUUCAUACCGUAGCUGCUACACAUUUGCAUGAGAAUCCACUCCAGCGGUAGCUCAAACUUUACUGUCUUAAUCAUUUGGGUUGAGGGAAUUCAAUCCUGUGAACUUAUCAGAGGAGAGGUAUGGCUGUCUAUUAAACUUCAACUUUGCCAGAAUUCAAUUUUUACCUCCAUUUUGUAAAGAUGGCGUAGAAAAACUAUUCUAGUCCUGUAGGAAAGAGCAGUUACACUUUACAGCUUUGCCAGUGCUUAACUCUAGCAGGAAGCUAUUCCCUGUCACAUGUAUCAUGUUCUUGUAUGUUAGCUUGUGAAAUCAUCGUCUGUAGUCGCAUUUCGCUCUUGGUCUUUCCUUGCACACAUAUUAACAGUUGUUUUUCUUGACAUAUCUAAAGAAUUGAAUCCCGAAAUUCAAAAUUGUCAAUUUUAUGUUGUUGAGGUGUCCUCUGAACUCCGGAGUCUAAAAUACUUGGUUUGAUUAUAAAUUUACAAUGUAAUU